Eremomyces bilateralis CBS 781.70 is the source of this 1767-nucleotide messenger RNA. RefSeq lists its product as uncharacterized. The transcript has 3 exons. Lineage: Eukaryota; Fungi; Ascomycota; Dothideomycetes; Eremomycetales; Eremomycetaceae. The record is from RefSeq and is a predicted model, not a curated record. The coding region runs from base 407 to 1288 and encodes 293 amino acids.
AAGACGAUGCCGGAUGCCCAAGUUUUGCCUCCUUGUCCCAACAUCACUAUUGAUGCCCCCAUACCGUCCAAUUUUUCCAUUUCAUCUCACGUUCGACCCCUUUACUCUCGCUCAGAGCCUUAUAUUCGACUAUUCAUUCGUUGGGAACACCCUCACUCGCUCGGGUGUGCGACCAUCACCGUGAAGUCUUGACAGGUUCGCUUCCACGUACUUCUUCAUUCAGGCGGACUCGACUCGUUCCAUCACCCUUGGAGUCGACGAUAAUACGCAUCCGAAUCCGAACCCGACCCUUUUGGAAUCUAUUCUCAGAGACAUCGACGACGUUACUUUGGGGAAAACAGGGGCGCGUAUCGACAGAUACUUGAGACACGGUGGUUUGGGACAGUGACGACAUCAAAACCUCAAAAUGAGGACAACACAACUUCUUGUGGCCCUGGUGUCGGUGUCAUCAAUAGCGUCGGCAUGGCCGUGGCCAAACAAAGCGAUCGAGGCGCAUGUCAAGAGGGGGGUGGAGAAUCUAAUAUACGGGAGACAAGAUGAGAGCACCUCACAAACCCGGUCGGCCUCAGAUGCCCAAGAAACAACAUCGCCAUCGGCAUCUGGAUCCGCAGCGGCCUCGAAAUCCGCCCCGGACUCCAAGACUGCCUCAAUUACUAGCUCCCCAUCCGGCAGCUCUCGCCCAUCCGGCUCUGCCAGCGAUAGCGGGAGCGCCAGCAAAACUGAUUCAGACGCCAGCCAAACCACCGAAUACGACCCCCGUCUGCCAGCCGGCGGCAUCGAAAUGGUGAAGCCUGGACGCUUCGACGGGCAGCAAUACUACAAAAUCGGCGAAUACGUGACCUUCAAGUGGAACUACACGUCGCUCUCGGCCACCCCGACCGCCAUCGAUGUGCUGGCGUCGUGUUCGCUGAACCAGGCGACCUACACGCUGACGUCCAAUAUGACCACGGGGCCCACCGGCGAGGUGGUCUGGGACACGAAGCAGUAUGAGAACACGGGGACGCAGGAGCUGAUCACCGAGAAGUACACUCUGAUCAUCUACGAUGCGGCGAGUGCGAUUACCGCGAUCCCGAAACCCGGGUAUUUGGGACUGUUCAGCUCUUUCACCUUUGGGAUGUAUCAAAAGCAGGAUUACAAAGACUUGGAUGAGUUCCAAUGCGCAACCUGCUUGAAUUCCGGUGCGCUCACGGCCAUGGAACGACAAACUCUUACCACGAUGCUUACGGUGGCGUUCGUCACCAUGUUGUCGUUCACCUUCUUCGCUACCGGCCGUUUCGGCAUCUUCUAAGUGGUUGGAUGAGAUGGUAAGGAGGUGGAAGGGAUCAUCCUGCGUUGGACCCUCACUUUUGCAUUCGGGGCGUCAUUUGGUGCGUUUCAUUUACGGGAAAGUAGCGCCAUCUUAUGAACAUUUCAUUGUGCAUAUUAUAUCACGCUCAUUACACGACCACAAGACAGGCAGGAAAGCGAUCAGGGUUAUGGGCUAGUCAUUCGCGGCGUUGGAGCCGUUCUUUCAUUGCGAGCACUGGUUGUGGAGAGUCUGGUCUGCGAAAUUUAUUGAGUUUGCUGUCGAGCACUGGAGCGAUAAUAAUCUAUGCCAAGGUCGCCUUUGAGGGUGGCCUUGGUAGGAGAUAGUUAAUGCCAUAAUUCUUCUUGAUAUCAUUCAGUCGUAUGUCUUAUGCGUCGUGAGGUUGCUUGUCGGCCUCUCAUUGAAAAAGGUUACAAGGACGUCGGUCGAACCUGAACCUGAUCUCCUACGAACUACUACCU